Molecule: messenger RNA, 1899 nt
Organism: Paramacrobiotus metropolitanus
Lineage: Eukaryota; Metazoa; Tardigrada; Eutardigrada; Parachela; Macrobiotidae
Product: beta-1,4-galactosyltransferase 4-like
Exons: 4
Coding region: 558-1745 (395 amino acids)
Biological process (GO): carbohydrate metabolic process
Molecular function (GO): glycosyltransferase activity
Source: RefSeq, a predicted model, not a curated record
AGGUAAGUACCAAUUGUGCGUUAAGCGGACGUUACCGAUCCUUCUCGCCUUUUGCGAAAUCGCCGAAAUGAGUAAAUGAGAGUAUUUGAAAAGCAGUGCUACAGUUUUGCUGCUCUGAUGCAUCGAAAACAUCACCGUAUAUAAAUCUUCUCCGUGGUGCAUGUUUGUGCACAUUGAACAUGCGCAGCAAACAUUUGAUUUUGCUAUUGAUAACUUCAUUGUACUUAAUACGUUUUAGAUUAAUUUUUUUAGCGCAAAGCUGAUUUUAAUUGCGUGUCGCUAUCCUUCCUGUUAAAGCGCAGGUGGUGAUUCAACUUGGCCUUACCUCCUAAAUUCCUAACACCCUGUGCGGGUUGAACUUGAAGCUGAAAAAUUUUCUCGCUUUAUCAGCAAAGCUUUAGCUUGUUGGCAGUUCCUGUAUUUUCAUCUUUUCGCAGUGACUGCCAUCCUCCAACAAGUAAUAGUUGAAUCAAUGUAGCGCACUCAGGCGUAGCUACUCUCUACAGUCUGGAUGAGCGUAUAUUAAUGAUGUGGGAGGCCCAUAUCAUCAGAUCAUCAUGAGCUCUGCUCGAUCGUUCUUAACAUCCCAUCUCAACAGCUGGGCGCCAGCGCGACUCCGCCGCAUCCUCCCCCUGAUCUUCUGCUGCACCCUUUCCCUCACCACGCUUUUCUCAGUUCUCCCUUUCAUCGCCUCAUUAGACAGGCACUAUCCCAGACACUGCCCCUCCCCUGCGCUUUUUCCCUUGGAAGACAAUGAGGAAUACGUGUGCAAUGCCAGCGGGUAUUACGAUGCCUACCACCAUCGUCCCGUGCGCUGGCGGAUCUUCUAUGAUCAGCAGGAUCCCCUUAAUGGGUCGGAUAUUACGCCGCUUUGCGACAAGACCCCCGCGACGCUGAUUGGACGGCAGCGUGUCCCCAUGGCGGUGCGCACGGAUGCGGAGAUCCUCACAGAUAAUCCGCAUGUGCAGCGUGGAGGGCACUGGCGUCCCACACACUGCGUGCAGCGAGGACGGCGUCGGUUGGCUGUUAUAGUGGCCUACCGCAAUCGCGCAGAACAUCUGCAAGUUUUAUUGAAUACUUUGCAUCCAUUUCUUCAAAGGCAGCAGUUGGAUUACACCCUUUUCGUUGUGGAGCAAGCCGGAAAUGGUGUAUUCAAUAAAGGCAAAGUGUUUAAUGCGGGAUUUUUGGAGACCAAUAAGCUCCGUAAUUACACCUGUUUCGUCUUUAAUGAUGUGGAUCUGCUACCGGAAAAUGACAGAAACUCCUACAACUGUCCGGAAUACCCGACAUUGUUAGCAAGAGCCAUACAAAAAGUUAAUUAUCAGCCGAUGUACGCCCACCAUUUUGGCGGAGUGGUGUCCUUUGCCAGUCACCAUUUUCGAGAAAUUAAUGGCUUUUCAAACCUGUAUUGGGGCUGGGGUGCGGAAGAUGAUGAUCUACUUGCGCGUGUAAAUGCGAGAAUCGGCGCAUGGAACAAGGCACCGGUGGAUAUCGGUCAGUACACCAUGAUUAAGCAUGGCAAUGAUGUCGGCAAUCCGCAAAAUCCCGAACGUCACAAACUUUUGGGUACCGCAGCCGAACGGCUUGAUACAGAUGGCUGUCCAGUGUUACGUAUGCCGCCCUCACCAUUGAACGGCGACCGUUGUACACGUGGAUUCUGGUGGAUGUUGGUCAGCCGCGGUGAAAGCUGGCAUUUGUGUGGUGCUGUCACUACUGUUAUGCAUUGCUCAGAGGUGGAUUUGUGAUAGACAAUCUUGUUGUGAGCAUGGAAGAAAAAUUAAUGGCUGUCUUAAUUGGCUAACAGAGAUAUUCGUCCUUGUUUGAGAGUUGUGAAACCGGUAUUGUUACAUCGAUCACUUCUGAGUUUUCGUGCACUGUAGCUUACAGCUUGUGGUUUUU